This is a messenger RNA of Salmo salar (Atlantic salmon), 1239 nucleotides long. RefSeq lists its product as uncharacterized. The record is from RefSeq and is a predicted model, not a curated record. Gene Ontology annotation, molecular function: RNA polymerase II cis-regulatory region sequence-specific DNA binding; DNA-binding transcription factor activity, RNA polymerase II-specific. NCBI's taxonomy places the organism in Eukaryota, Metazoa, Chordata, Actinopteri, Salmoniformes, Salmonidae. Gene Ontology annotation, biological process: regulation of DNA-templated transcription.
GACCCCUUCUCAUGUAAUGGGGUAGGGCCAUCCCAAGGAUCCCAGAAUGCACGGAAGGUGUUAGUUGGGGAACAGGAAGUUCCGGACAGAAGCACACCAUUCUUCAGAAUAAAGAAAGCGCCAAAACGGUGCAGUCAAGAAGAUAACCUUUGUGUCCGUUUAUAUUUAUUACUACAGGCCGACUAGAAUUAAGUCAGUCCGGUAACAUCAACAGUGAAGACAAACCCAGCCUGCCUCUCUCCUUCCACACUGAGUCCAAACCUACAGUCACUGGGUCCUGAUUGUGACAGUGGAGCCCAGUUUGCACUGCAGGAUCCAGAGAUGGCAUCAGUGAAGCUGGAAGACUGCAGUCAAACACUGGAGCUGAAUGUCAACAUUAAAGAUGAAGAAGAGGAGGAGAACAUUGGGAAAUCUGUUUCUCAUGGUAUGAGGCCGGUAACAUCAACAGUGAGGACAAACCCAGCCUGCCUCUCUCCUUCCACACUGAGUCCAAACCUACAGUCACUGGGUCCUGAUAAUGACAGUGGAGGCCAGUUUUUACAGCAUGAUCCAGAGAUGGCAUCAGUGAAGCUGGAAGACUGCAGUCAAACACUGAAGCUGAAUGUCAACAUUAAAGAUGAAGAAGAGGAGGAGAAGAUUGGGAAAUCUGUUAGUCAUGAACGACUAGAAUUAAGUCUGAAGCCGGUAACAUCAACAUUGAGGACAAACCCAGCCUGCCUCUCUCCUUCCACACUGAGUCCAAACCUACAGUCACUGGGUCUUGAUUGUGACAUUGGAGCCCAGUUUGCACUGCAGGAUCCAGAGAUGGCAUCAGUGAAGCUGGAAGACUGCAGUCGAACACUGGAGCUGAAUGUCUACAUUAAAGAUGAAGAAGUGGAGGAGAAGAUUGGGAAAUAUCUUACUCAUGGUAAGAGCAGGUUCUGUCUAACUAAGUUUGUUGUUCAUUCCAACUUCCCACUGUGCAGGAAAAGUUGCUGUAUAACUGUUUCAUGAUGAACUGUUACAAUGAGAAGGUAGAUGUUAUUUAAUUCUACUGAUACACUGGGCUAUCUGGAGUGAUCAGAGAGUAGACUAAAGAAAUGAAGUAGACAAACUGCCAGUGUUUUAAAGUUCUAUGAUAAGUGUCUGUGUAGUUUCUAACCCUUGUGAUAGUGAGUGGAGGACUCUUACCCACUUUUAUGUUGUUAUGUAGUUUAAUUCCCCUUUUGUAUUGUACAGCCUACUGAUAUGAAUACAUAU